GGUCCAGGCCUCAGUUUCCCCAGCUGUAGGCGAGCGGCCGCGGACUGUGCGGGGCCCGGGCCUCAGCCUCCCCGUCUCCGCAGGCCAGCUUCGCUGUUCCAGGACGAACAAUGGACGAUCCGGGAUGACCCCAGAUCAUGUCGUGCCCGCAGUCUCCGUGGCCACUGUGGAAACAGCCCUUGCGUGUCAGGAACGCGACGCGGCUUUCCCCUGCGCAAGCGAUCGCCUAGAUGCGAGCGCUUAGCUUGAAUCGGGCUUUUUGGCCACGUGCCCACAAGCAAUAUGGAGCCCUGCGGGUUUCCUGCCCGAUUCCAAGAUGGCGACGCGACUCCCUUUGCCCUCAAGGUCCAGGAGGGCGGCUCCUGCCCACUUGCAAUAUGGCGGCAGCCUGGGCCAAGCACGCUUCCCGCCGCCUGACUCGCCACGUACCCACUCUCAAGAUGGCGUCUCCCGCAAAGCCACGCGCCAGACGACAGCUCGCUGAGUGGCUCAGACGCCGUCACGUGCUCCCACCUCCUCCGCGUUCCCCCGACUCUACAGGCCGUUUCCGCCUUCAGCCUUGACGAAUGAUCACCUCCACCAAUAGGCGCCUGCGAUUUCCCUGGGUCCCGCCCCCGAGCGGCCUUCUGGCCAUUCGGAGACGCUGGCGGGGGCUCGCGGGGCUCUCCCCGCCCCUGGGCUGCGGCGGGAGCCAAUGGGCAGCGCGCGCGGGGGACGUGUGCGGGCGUCUCCGCCAUUUUGUGAGUCUAUAACUCGGAGCCGUUGGGUCGGUUCCUGCUAUUCCGGCGCCUCCACUCCGUCCCCCGCGGGUCUGCUCUGUGUGCCAUGGACGGCAUUGUCCCAGAUAUAGCAGUUGGUACAAAGCGGGGAUCUGACGAGCUUUUCUCUACUUGUGUCACCAACGGACCGUUUAUCAUGAGCAGCAACUCAGCGUCUGCAGCAAAUGGAAAUGAUAGCAAGAAGUUCAAAGGCGACAGCAGAAGUGCCGGCGUCCCCUCCAGAGUGAUCCACAUUCGGAAGCUCCCCAUCGAUGUCACUGAAGGGGAGGUCAUUUCCCUGGGGCUGCCCUUUGGGAAGGUCACUAAUCUCCUGAUGUUGAAGGGGAAAAACCAGGCCUUCAUCGAGAUGAACACGGAGGAGGCUGCCAACACCAUGGUAAACUACUACACCUCCGUGACGCCCGUGCUGCGCGGCCAGCCCAUCUACAUCCAGUUCUCCAACCACAAGGAGCUGAAGACCGACAGCUCUCCCAACCAGGCGCGCGCCCAGGCGGCCCUGCAGGCUGUGAACUCGGUCCAGUCGGGGAACCUGGCCUUGGCUGCGUCGGCGGCGGCCGUGGAUGCGGGGAUGGUGAUGGCCGGGCAGAGCCCCGUGCUGAGGAUCAUCGUGGAGAACCUCUUCUACCCGGUGACCCUGGACGUGCUGCACCAGAUUUUCUCUAAGUUCGGCACGGUGUUGAAGAUCAUCACCUUCACCAAGAACAACCAGUUCCAGGCCCUGCUGCAGUACGCGGACCCUGUGAGCGCCCAGCACGCCAAGCUGUCUCUGGACGGGCAGAACAUCUACAACGCCUGCUGCACGCUGCGCAUCGACUUCUCCAAGCUCACCAGCCUCAAUGUCAAGUACAACAACGACAAGAGCCGGGACUACACACGCCCAGACCUGCCCUCCGGGGACAGCCAGCCCUCGCUGGACCAGACCAUGGCCGCGGCCUUCGGUGCACCUGGUAUAAUCUCAGCCUCUCCGUAUGCAGGAGCUGGUUUCCCUCCCACCUUUGCCAUUCCUCAAGCUGCAGGCCUGUCUGUUCCCAACGUCCACGGAGCCCUGGCCCCCCUGGCCAUCCCCUCGGCGGCGGCGGCGGCUGCGGCGGCGGGCCGGAUCGCCAUUCCGGGCCUGGCUGGGGCAGGAAAUUCCGUGUUGCUGGUCAGCAACCUCAACCCAGAGAGAGUCACACCCCAAAGCCUCUUUAUUCUUUUCGGCGUCUACGGCGACGUGCAGCGCGUAAAGAUCCUGUUCAAUAAGAAGGAGAAUGCCCUCGUGCAGAUGGCGGACGGCAACCAGGCCCAGCUGGCCAUGAGCCACCUGAACGGGCACAAGCUGCACGGGAAGCCCAUCCGCAUCACGCUCUCAAAGCAUCAGAACGUGCAGCUUCCCCGUGAGGGCCAGGAGGACCAGGGCCUGACCAAGGACUAUGGCAACUCGCCCCUGCACCGCUUCAAGAAGCCAGGCUCCAAGAACUUCCAGAACAUAUUCCCGCCCUCGGCCACCCUGCACCUCUCCAACAUCCCGCCCUCAGUGUCCGAGGAAGAUCUCAAGGUCCUCUUCUCCAGCAACGGGGGCGUCGUCAAAGGAUUCAAGUUCUUCCAGAAGGACCGCAAGAUGGCGCUAAUCCAGAUGGGCUCCGUGGAGGAGGCGGUCCAGGCCCUCAUUGACCUGCACAACCACGACCUCGGGGAGAGCCACCACCUGCGGGUCUCCUUCUCCAAGUCCACCAUCUAGGGGCACGAGUCCCCCAUGGCCGGGCCCCCUGGCGACAACUUCCAUCAUUCCAGAGAAAAGCCACUUUAAAAAGCAGCUGAAGUGACCUUAACAGACCAGAGAUUUUAUUUUUUUAAAGAGAAAUCAGUUUACCUGUUUUUAAAAAAAUUAAAUCUAGUUCACCUUGCUAACCUUGCGGUGACGGGUGACAGCUCAGGCUCUUGGUGACUGUGGCAGCGGGAGCUCCUGGCCCUCCACACCCGGGGCCAGACCCUCGGGCCGUGCCUUGGUGGGGCCUGUCGGGCAUGGGGCCUACGGGUGGACGCCCCAACCACGACUCGGCUUCCUUGUGCCUUAAAAAAAAAAAAAAACCUGCCUUCCUGCGGCCACGCACCCACCCUGGGUGUCCUGGGGUCCCAAGGGGCAGGGGUCACCCUUCAGAGAAAGGCAGGGGGCCCAGCAGGCUCCGGCAGGAUCACGUGCCUGGCGUGUGGCAGGCUGUGGCUGCCACACCCCAACCCCGCCCUCUAAUCAAGUGAUGUGAUUUUGCCCGCCCGCCCUGCCCACGGGACCUUCCCCUCUGCCCCAGGCGCUGGCCCAGGGUGCCCGCCGCUGCCUUCAGCUGCGGAGCUGUUCGUCAUAAUCUCUGUAUUAUAUACUUUGCAGUUGCAGACGUCUGUGCCUAGCAAUAUUUCCAGUUGACCAAAUAUUCUAAUCUUUUUUUCAUUUAUAUGCAAAAGAAAUAGUUUUAAGUAACUUUUUAUAGCAAGAUGAUACAAUGGUAUGAGUGUAAUCUAAACUUUCUCGUGGUAUUACCUUGUAUGCUGUUUUAUUUUAUUCCUUGUCAUUCAGUCACAGGCGGGACCCAGUUUCCAGAGAGCAGGCGGGGCCGCCCGGCGGGUCGGGCUCGGGGAGCCCUGGUCCGAUCUGAGCCCCGAGCUUCAGGGAAGGGGCGGGCGCGCCGCCGCCUCUGGCAUCGCCGCCGGUUGCCUUACACCACGCCUUCACCUGCAGUCGCCUAGAAAACGUGCUCUCAGACUUCUUCAGGGUUUUUUUCCUUCAAAUUUUGGACCAAAGUCUCAUUUCUGUUUUUUUGCCUGUCUCUGAUGCUGGGACCCGGGAGGCAGGCGCUGGUCUCGACUUCGCUGUGCUCGUCCCCCGCCCCCGCGCGGCCUGUCCCGGGGGCUCCCGGGAUCCCCCUUUCCGUCGAGGAGAGUGGAACGAGGGUGUAAAUAUUUAUAAUUUUUUAUACCUGUUGUGCGACACGAGGGGCGGCGCGCGGUUUUUUACGGAGACGCGGAUGUAUAUUUUGCUAGCGGCAGUUCCAGGCUCAGUAUUGACCGCGGAGCCGCGGGGACCCCACGCACAUUCCGCUGCCGCCCCGCGGGCUCGACGCGGACAGACCCGACGAGAACCGUUUUGUGGCCCGCGUCCGCCGCAGAGGCGGGUCGGCCGGUCUGUACCUGGACUCUGAAUAAACGUCUUCUGUAUCCUC
Molecule: messenger RNA, 3973 nt
Organism: Cebus imitator (Panamanian white-faced capuchin)
Lineage: Eukaryota; Metazoa; Chordata; Mammalia; Primates; Cebidae
Gene: PTBP1
Product: polypyrimidine tract binding protein 1
Exons: 15
Coding region: 826-2499 (557 amino acids)
Biological process (GO): regulation of cell differentiation; mRNA processing; regulation of RNA splicing
Cellular component (GO): nucleus
Molecular function (GO): mRNA binding
Source: RefSeq, a predicted model, not a curated record